Molecule: messenger RNA, 6507 nt
Organism: Pelobates fuscus (common spadefoot toad)
Lineage: Eukaryota; Metazoa; Chordata; Amphibia; Anura; Pelobatidae
Gene: CSPG5
Product: chondroitin sulfate proteoglycan 5
Exons: 5
Coding region: 980-3169 (729 amino acids)
Biological process (GO): nervous system development; cell projection morphogenesis
Cellular component (GO): synapse
Source: RefSeq, a predicted model, not a curated record
UGGGAAGGAUCAGCUUUAUACUGUCUGAGCUUGGCGGCAGACAGGCACAGUGCAGUACACAGGGCGGCAGAUUGGCACUGUGCGGGUACAGGAGCGGCAGACAGGCACAGUGCUGUAUACAGGGCGGUAGAUUGGCACAGUGCGGGACAGGAGCGGCAGACAGGCACAGUGCUGUAUACAGGGCGGUAGAUUGGCACAGUGCGGGUACAGGGGCUGCAGACAGGCACAGUGCUGUAUACAGGGCGGCAGAUUGGCACAGUGCGGGACAGGAGCGGCAGACAGGCACAGUGCUGUAUACAGGGCGGCAGAUUGGCACAGUGCGGGUACAGGGGCUGCAGACAGGCACAGUGCUGGGUACAGGGCGGUAGAUUGGCACAGUGCGGGUACAGGGGCUGCAGACAGGCACAGUGCUGGGUACAGGGCGGUAGAUUGGCACAGUGCGGGUACAGGGGCUGCAGACAGGCACAGUGCUGGGUACAGGGCGGUAGACUGGCACAGUGCGGGUACAGGAGCGGCAGACAGGCACAGUGCUGGGUACAGGACGGUAGAUUGGCACAGUGCGGGUACAGGAGCGGCAGGCAGGCACAGUGCUGGGUACAGGGCGGUAGAUUGGCACAGUGCGGGUACAGGAGCGGCAGACAGGCACAGUGCUGGGUACAGGGCGGUAGAUUGGCACAGUCCUGGGUACAGGGCAGCAGGGCAUGGCAGUGAUGGUAGUGGGCAUGGUGGGUACUUGGCUAUAGGCAGAGUGGGCAGUCAGCUAUAGGCAGUGUCAGCAGGCAGGCUGGGAGGUGGGUUCCAGGCACAGUGGGCAUCAGGUAGGAUGAGGAGUGGGUAGGUGGGAGUGGGCAGUGUGGUGGGUGGGCUGUAUGUUGGGUGGGGAAGGGCUGCAGGUAGGGUGGUCGGUGGGCACCGUGUUAUCACUGCUCUGUAUCCAGGGAUAGAGCAGCACUCAGCCCCUCACAUACUCCAUGCCACAAUGGAUUCCUGCUGGAAAUGCCUGGCUGCCCUCCUCUCCACUCUGCUCCUUCGUUGCAUCCAAGGCAUCAGUGCAGAUCCUGUUAACUGGACCAGUACCUUGAGCUUCAGCCCUGAUGGUGAAUCCUCCUACCAAGAACCAGGUGUGCAUUCAUCUCCUUUUAAGAAGGAAGCAUUAGAUGAAGGAAGAGAUUCGUCCCGAAACCCAAGAUCUGGGGGUCAGGACACUUUCUCAGACAAUAAAACAUGGAGGGAAACAAAAGCAAAGAGAUUACAGAAAAAGUCACCUCUUGACUUUGUGGUUUCUGCCACAGCAGCUUCUACAAUGGCCUAUGUAGCAACCAAAGACUUCUCGGCAGAAAUCACCAGGAUGAGUGUAGAGAACAAGGAUUUAUCAAUCUGUGUGGGGUGCGGUGAGAAAACAUAUGUUGAAGGCAAGCCUUCUGUAUCAUCAUUUCUGGCUGAGCAUAAAGCUGGAGACGUAGAAUCUGUCACUAGUUUGGUUUGGCCUAUUCGCCGGGAAGCUGGUGAUGUGGGAUUUAAAAAGGAGCUGGUUAAAGGUGGAAGUCCAUUGGGUGCAGAAAGCCAAGAAGACUCUGGAAGCGGUGACCCUCAUCUCAGGAUGCCUGCAGGUCAAGCCACACACACAAGUUCACUUGAUAAACAAUGGGAAGUUGGUGAGUUCCUGGACAGAGCCACUGCUUUGCCAUCCCAGACCUCAAUUACCUGGAGCAAAGGACUGCUGAGUCCAAUUACAGAGAAAGCCAUCAGCCCAGACUCAGCAGAAAUCGACCAUCUCUUGCAAGUGUCCAGAGAAACGGUUCUGCAAUCUCCAUCACCUUCAGGUAUAGAGCAACAAAAAUCCAAAACAGUGGUAAAUUCUGAGACAGAUAUGUCUAAUGGCCAAUUUACACCUUUGGAGGGAGAGUCUAGCCAAUCCAAAGCACAGGGCGCUCAAGGGCAAACUGAUAUUACCGUGGUAACUGAGAAAAUUCCGAAUUCCCUCUCUUCUAGCCUUUCACCCAUAGGUCCAUUGAAACCCUCCGAUCCCCCAUUCCAUUCUCUCAUUACUGAAUUCACAGAUGUUGACUACUAUGACUCAGAACUAGAUUUACAUGGGACUCACGGGCACUUCCUAGAUUACACGUUCCCUGGUAGGGACUCCACAAAAAAUAUCCUUGACAAAAAUCCACAUCGACCCAAACCAGACCAUUACAAAGAGUCAACUUUUGAUGAGUCUUAUUUUUACCCCACCACUUCUUUCUACACAGAUGGGGAUUUGGAGGGUGAUGAUGAUGAUGAUGAUGAUGACGAUGAAGAUGAUAUUGAGGAAUCCGAUGAUGAUAUCACUGGAAGGGAUCAGGAAAUCAGCAAUGCUCCACAGGAAGCUACUCUUACGCCCAAGGUACAGACUAUAACCAUAGACGAGAAGCCAACCAGCAGAGAGCAGGUUCCACAUCAAACAUUCAUUCUCUUUGGCGGUGAAUUGCAUCCGAAAUUCCACCCUGAUAUUAAUAAGGAUUUAACGCAGACAACGUCGGGAGCCAGUGAGAACCGCACAGAGUGCAGAAACGGAUACAUCAAACGUAACAACUCCUGCAAGUCUCUGUGUGAAAUCUACCCAACGUACUGCUACAAUGGUGGCCAGUGCUACAUCGUGGAGAACACCGGAGCAUUUUGCAGAUGUAACACGCAAGAUUAUAUAUGGCACAAAGGGAUGAGGUGCGAGUCCAUCAUCACGGAUUUCCAGGUGAUGUGCGUUGCCGUUGGUACAGCUGCGCUGGUUGUACUGCUUCUCUUCAUGAUGACGGUCUUCUUUGCCAAAAAACUUUACCUGCUCAAAACCGAGAACUACAAACUGCGCAAAAGGAACAGGUACAGGACUCCCUCAGAGCUCCACAAUGAUAAUUUUUCUCUCUCUACGAUCGCCGAAGGCUCCCACCCAAAUGUAAGGAAACUUUGCGACACUCCAUGUCAUGUGUCCCCCCAUGCUCGUGCAUUGGCUUACUAUGAUAACGUAAUCUGUCAGGAGGACCCAAAUGCGCCUCAGAAGGUGCAGGAUCUCCCGAAGGCCUGCCUGAAGGAUGAGGAGCCCUUCAACAUCCAGAAUUCGCUCUCGCCCAAGCACGAGAGUGGGAAAGGGGACCCAGACAUUGUGGAUGUCAAUUGCGUCCUGAACAACUUAACAUGAAAAGUCACCAGCCAUGCUUGCUCUAUUUUCAACUGACUUCUUCAAUGCUGGAGGAGCCUGUGACAGACACGUCACAGUCACCUCCAGCACUGAGGGGGCAUUAAUGUCUCAUACCCAUACAGCUCCUCUAAUGUGACCCCACUCCCCGGCAUGCUUUGCUGUGUUUUGAACAGAGAUCGACAGGUAUCGUGUCUGAAGAAGGUGACUGACCAGCUCCAGAGGACACACGACAUGGGCAAUUCCACACUGCAGUUCAUUUUUCAUCUCUCACUAAGCCAUCACACCAAGAGGAAACUUCAUCUAAGUAGGCAAUGUCCAGAUAAGGCCAGCCCCAACCCAGAGACCUACAACAUUCGGGCAUGUAUUGUUGGCUGCCAUUCCCAUACCUGUCCUCUAAUCACACUGAAAAUGAAUUGAAGAGGGUUUCAAACUGUGUUUCAGUGGGGUGGAAGCAUGUUCCUGCUUUGGCACAGGUGAUGACAUUGUUUUCUCUGAUAGUUGGAUUGUGACUUCUCUGAAUAUGCUAUGAAAUGGAUAAGCUCCAAAAUGGUUUCAGUGUCAAAUAUGCCCAUAUUCUGUAACACUUAAAUGGUCACUGGCGGUUUGCUGUGCUGGAUAUUUCAUGGUGAUUUUUGGGGUGUAGGUAGACUUAGCCUCAGAUUACCUCAUUUAUACAGUGAUCGUCUGUUUGUGAAACAGAUUUUAAUGUUAGCUUUCCAUUUUGGCCACAAGCUGAAAUGUCACAUGCCCAACACAUCUCGAUAAGCCCACAGAUAAUCAUGACACUGGGAACACCGCGAGAGCUUGGAAAGAUCAGUCACUUCAGAUCCUGCCAGUCAAUACGCUUAAAAAUAGGACUAAACUACUUGUGUCAGGUGGCAAAGUUACCGUAAGGUGGUGUAACGUCAGACACAGACUAGACUAAUCUUGUGUUUUAAUCCUCUUUACUCAAUAGGAAAAGUAGGGUAAAAAAACAUCUCUCCAAGGCCUGUUCGGUUUGUUCUAGAUGCCGGAACAGAUUAAUGGUGUUUUUAUAUUUAGAACUCCACUGGAUUUAAAGUAACUAGCGUGUAAUCAGUGUUCUGGGUACAAAGACCCCCAAUGUAAGAACAUAACGUACGUAAGUAUCAGCAAACCAUAGUAAAUAACUCUUAGCUAAGGACAUGGAUUCCCAACCUUUUUUGAGCCUCAACCCACUUCAGGAAGAGUUGCAUUUCCAAGGGCGCCUGUAUUUUAGCUCUACAUUCAUUAGCAGGUAAUAACUGGAUAGGAAUCCUUACUACAGAGAGACAUACAAUUCUAGCUUAAAUAUCUAUCUGAUAGGAAUCCUAACUGUAAUGCUGAUACAUAAUAGCACAUUUUAAGGACUGCCUUCAGCCUGUUACAGUACUGAAUUCAAUAUUCACGGCAUGCUUCGAGGUGGCUUGAGGAACGCUGGUGGAAAUCCCUGGCAUAGAGUACUGUAAGAAAAACAAAGGAUUUGGAAAUCCUACACCGCUCCCUACCCUUAAAACCUAGCAUUUACCCAAUACGCCCCAAGACAGUGAUAGUAAAAUUUGGUACAAACAAAGCUGAACAAUUAAUUUUAGUGUGAGCAGUAAUGGAUCCUUCCUUUCAUUGUGUUUUAUUCCAUUUCUAUUAAGCGCACGGUCUGAUGGUGAAUGCCAUGAUUCAGUCUGAGUGUGCCCGCAAUACCUGCAUGUAGAUCACGCCUGGAACUGAUGCACUAACCGGUACUCUGGUGAAUACUGUUUUAGGAACACUUUAUAGCGUGAGGGAGAAGACACUAUAUUUAGGUAUUCCAGUGAUAAAUUUGUAACACUGUCACCUCAGUGGGAGCUGAUAAUGUUUAAAGAUGGAGGGGUGCUUGACUCCCAGAAUUUAACUCUGGAUCCUGACUUGUUGGGAUUUCCGCAUUCCACGUCAUGUACUCAACCCCUGAUUCAAUGAGAUGUCAUAAUCUGUUCAUAGUUAAUAGUGAACAGUGAAUAAUUUAGAGUUACAACUCUACUCCCUGAUCCAUUACCUAAUUACAGAGAGGACAGUGCACAGGUCUGUCCCUUAGGGCACUCAGUAUCUCAUGGCUCAGUGCAAAAUCAGUGGGAUGUCAGAAAUUCUGUUACAGCAGACUCGGCAUGGCUGAGGGCUCUAUACCCAUUAAAUGGGUCACUUCACAUGAUUGGUUGCUUAGCCACUCAGCACCAUCUGCAGCCUUCAAUUAGCAAGAAGAAUAAAUCAGCACACACCAACAUCCAUCACUAACCCUCACCACAACAACAAAUUAGAUUUUAUUAAAGUAACAAAAACAGUGAGGCACUUCCUUACCUGUCCCUAUAGGCCAGUGUCCACUGUGUAGACAUAUAUAUGUUAUGUAUGUAGAGUGCCAAGGGCAGGAGAUUGCCCAGAGAGGUUAGGAUUAUGUGAAGAUGUUGGGAUGGAGAUCGGUAAUAAAAGAGCAAACAUUGGUCUAGACAGGACAGUGAGUUGUGUGCCAAAAUGCUCAUCUGUAAAUGACCCUGGUCCAACGCAUGGUUAUUUUGCCUCUGAUGUUAUGCAGCUCUAAAACCAUAAUGACCAGUUAAGAGGAAGGCUGGUAAGCUCAUAGUAGGGUGAGCUACAUCCAUCUUGAUUGUUGGUCAGCUCAUGGGAAGGUGAGCUAGAUCCAUCUUUAUGGUUGGUCAGCUUAUAGGUAGAUGAGCUAGAUUCAUCUUUAUGGUUGAUUAGCUCAUAAGCAGGUGAGCUAGAUCCAUCUCUUUGGUUGGUCAGCUCAAAGGUAGGAGAGCUAGAUCGAUGAUGGUUGUCAGCUCACAGGAAGGUCCAUCUUGACUUUUGAUACAAAGUUCCUUUAUGAUAAAUAUGACACUACCUGGGGUUCGGUUGUGACAUUUUUAUAAUAAACUGCAGUAGAUUUUGUUCUGAAAGAAACAGGACUUUUGAGAAUGACUGAGCUGCCAAAUGCUGGGUAGAAUGAGUAACCCCAAAAUACGAGAUGUAUAAAAAGGGACACUAUUAGGGUUGCAGUUGUACAGUGACUCUAUAAUCUUCUGUCAGCCAUUAAGGUAAAUCAUGUAGAAUUAAUAGAAACAAUUUAUUUUAGAAUUUAAUUUCUAAAAAAAUUUUUAUUGAUUUAUAUGGUCACACCAGGGUCAGGCCUUGGGUAGAGCUUCACGCUGUCGUUUUUGCAUGAUGGCACGAGUGGUAACGACUGAGUCUACCGUUUCAUCAACCCCAAUCUCUAGCUAGCUGUACACUUCCCAGAAACCAGUGACGUGUCACUGCAGGUCCUGGUUAUUUAUAGGAUAUUAAAGAAUUUCAGUUGUGGACAUUGUUGUUAUUUU